AUGGGAAAAAAAUCGCAUAAAAAGGAGCACAAGAAAAAGAGCAACAAAAAAAAAAAAUAUGUAAGUUUUAGCAAUUGUAAUAUUGAUUUUAUCAAAUAUUCACUUAUUAUGUUGAUUUAUAGAUCGUCAUCAUCUAGCUCUAGUAGUUCAAUAUCAAGUGAUGAUCAAUGGAUCGAGAAAAAUAUUAAAAUUUCCUCGCCUAAACAGGCAUUUAUCAAACCAAAAGAAGAAUCUGAUAACUGGAUGGAUUUUGUAUGUAAUACAUCUACAGAAAUUGAAAAAAAAACUAUCUCAAAAAACAAGGAUAUAGAGGAUGCUAAAGCUAGAAUGGAAAAACCUGGACAAUCAGAACGAGAACUAAAUCCUUAUUGGAAAAAUGGAGGUAGUGGACUUCCGCCAAUUAAACCAUUAAGUCACCAUAAAGGUUUUCUCAAACCUAAAAUAGAUGAUGAUGAUGACUAUCAUUGUAACAGUCAACAACAUUCGAACAGUUCAAAAUCAAUUUAUGGUCGCCAAUCAUGGAAAAAACAUGACCGAAGAGAUGAUGGUAAAUAUAGUAACGAAAAACGAGAUAAUGAAGAAAGAUAUAGACAACAUAGAGAAUAUGAUCAAAAAACAGUAGUAAGAGAAAAGCAUCAUAGAGAACAUAGCAAUGAAAAAAAAGAAGAUAAAAACAAGCAUUAUAAAGAACAUUUUAAUGAUAGAAGUGAAGUUGAAAGAAAUAAAUACUUCAAAGAUUAUGGAAACAAAAAAAAAGAAGUAAAAGAUAAACAAUUUAAAGAACAUGACUAUAAAAGAGAAAGUAAAAGUAAACAUUAUAAAGACUCUGACAAUGAAGAAACUAAUGAAAUUGUUCACAAAAAAUAUAAAAUAGAAGAGCCUAAUGAGCAUAUAGAAAAAAAAAUAAACACAGAAUGUAUUGAUACUCCUUUAACUGAUUCUGAAUUAAAUGCUCUUGCAGCUAAACAAAUUAAAGCUGAACUGUUAGGAAAUACUAAAUUGGCUGAAGAACUUAAACAAAAGCUUGAUUUAGCCAGAAGUAUUUCAUUAAAAAAUAAUGUAAUAAAUAAAAUAAAACAAAAAGAAGAAUUUGUAUUGCUAACCAGAACUUCAUCUAAGGGUUUUAGUUAUCCUGUUAAACAAGCUCAUGGUGAUAAAAAUGAUGGUAGGAAGAAAAAACGAGAAAAAGUAUUAACACAUGAGGAUGGUAAAAGAGUAAGAUACUUUGAUGAUGAUGACAAAUAUUCGUUGAAAUCAAUGUUUGAAAAAGAAAUGACUAGUACAGCCGAAGAUAGUAAUAUGGAGUUUGUAAAAUUGUCAAGAAAAGUGAAUUCUAGAGAUGAUGAAGAUGAUGUAUUUGUAGAACGUGCAUCAGAAAAACGAUCUGCCAAAGUUUCUGAGAAAGAAAUUAAACGUGCAAUUGAUGAACAUAAACGUACAGAAAAAAUUUUGAACUCAUGUCGUUACUGCUUUGAUAGUGAAGAAAUGUUAAAACAUUUAUUCAUUGCUAAAGGAGAAAAGUGUUAUCUGUGCUUACCAUCAUACAAAUCUUUAACUGAAGGACAUUGUUUAAUUGUACCUAUAUACCACUAUGCGUGUGCAACUGAUAUUGAUGAAGAUGUUUGGACCGAAAUGCAGGUAUUUCGAAAAGUAUUAACGUCUAUGUUUAAAGAGCAAGAUGAAGAUGUAGUAUUCUUCGAAAGUGCAAUGCGUCUACAUAAUAUGCCUCACAUGGUUUGGAACUGUGUACCUGUACCUAUUGAAAUUGGUGAUACUGCUCCUAUAUAUUUUAAAAAAGCUAUCUUGGAAUGCGAAACUGAAUGGGCGAUAAAUAAAAAGGUUGUAGACUUAAGCAGUAAAGAUAUACGUAGAGCAGUUCCCAAAGGUUUACCUUAUUUCGCUGUUGAUUUUGGUAUGCAAGGUGGAUAUGCUCAUGUUAUUGAAGACGAAAAAAUGUUCCCAAAUAACUUUGCAGAGGAAAUUAUUGGUGGUAUGAUGGAUUUGGAUCACAAUACAUGGCGAAAAAGGCAAAAAGAACCAAUCGAAGAACAAUUGCAAAAAACUACAAAAUUUCUAGAAAUGUGGAAAGAUUAUGAUUUUACAAAAAAAUAAUAUUUUUCACUGUCAUUAGAAGAGAUAGAACAAUAAUUCACAAUUAAUAAAACUAGGGGUUUUCUUCCUUAGAAAACAAAUUUAAUUUAUUUCAAAA
Messenger RNA from Sipha flava (yellow sugarcane aphid), 2209 nucleotides. RefSeq names its product CWF19-like protein 2. Lineage: Eukaryota; Metazoa; Arthropoda; Insecta; Hemiptera; Aphididae. The record is from RefSeq and is a predicted model, not a curated record. The coding region runs from base 1 to 2112 and encodes 703 amino acids. Gene Ontology annotation, biological process: mRNA splicing, via spliceosome. The transcript is spliced from 8 exons. Gene Ontology annotation, cellular component: post-mRNA release spliceosomal complex.